Molecule: messenger RNA, 486 nt
Organism: Didymodactylos carnosus
Lineage: Eukaryota; Metazoa; Rotifera; Eurotatoria; Philodinida; Philodinidae
Source: the annotation of a GenBank genome assembly
AUGGUACACCUUGCCUUUGCCGAUGCUUGUGAACUUUUAAAGCCUCUUGGCAUGGAUAUUUUAAAAAAUACUAGAAAGGUCAUAACAAUUGAUGCCGUCAGUUUUUCUGUCAAGAGCCGGUUAGAAAAAUCAAGAACAAGUGAAUAUUCAAGCCAACGAACAGAAUCCUCCGAUUCAGAUUCGGAAUCGGAUAAUGAUACCACUAAUGUCGUGAAUGACUAUGAACAAGAAGCAUCUGAUUCGGAAGAUGAAUACGAAAGUGAAGUAGAAAUUGGUUCACAAUAUCUGUCGAACGUUAGUAACUGUACGUUCAACGGUAUGCGUAUUUAUGAUACUGUGAAACCUUCACUUGCCCACGCAUAUUUCAAAGUAUUAACCAAUGAUCAGGAAAAGUUUUUACACAAGCAAACGGCUUGCUGGCUCCUCACGCACCAGAAGUCAACUCUUUCUUCGGAUCGUUUAGUACGUGUGAUGACAAAAAAAUAA